UUCCGGAACGGCGCGAAGGCGGGUCUCCUUGACAACGACUUUCGUAGGUGAAGCCAAGCUGUGGAUGCAGGGACAAGCGAGCGGAGGAGUUACUUGGGGAGGAGACGCUUCUUGGUAACCUGGGUGGGGCGGGGCCUCGUGGAAGCCGCAGAGACCUUGGCAACCUGAGAAUCUCAGGUCGCCCAGACUGGCCUGAAGUUCCUUCUGACCCUGAUCCUCCAGGCUUGUGGUUGGCAAGCGAGGUGGAAAAGCAGGUGUGCGCCACCGUGCCCACGGAAUCCAGGGCUCGUGCAUGCUGGGCAAGCCCUGUGCCCACCGUGUCAGCUACUGAUGACCUCGACUCGAGUUUGACUCACUCUGAAGCCCCAGCUGGUCUGGAACUCGCAGCAAUCCUCCUGUUUCAGCCUCCCAACGGCUAGAAUGAGAGGUGGUGUGUGCUGGCUCCAGCAGGGCAGAGAGGCCACCUGCAGCCUGGUGUUGAAGACAGACGUCAGUCGGGAGGAGUGUUGCGCCUCCAGCAACAUCAAUACAGCCUGGUCCAACUUCACCCACCCGGGCAAUAAAAUCAGCCUGCUGGGCUUCCUGGGCCUGGUGCACUGCCUGCCAUGCAAAGAUUCCUGCGACGGCGUGGAGUGUGGGCCUGGCAAGGCGUGCCGCAUGGUGGGGGGCCGUCCACACUGCGAGUGCGCACCCGACUGCGAGGGGCUUCCCACGGGCUUGCAGGUCUGCGGCUCUGAUGGCGCCACCUACCGGGACGAGUGCGAGUUGCGUGUGGCGCGCUGCCGUGGACACCCGGACCUGCGCAUCAUGUACCGAGGCCGCUGCCAAAAGUCCUGCGCUCACGUAGUGUGCCCACGCCCCCAGUCAUGCCUUGUGGACCAGACCGGCAGCGCUCACUGUGUGGUGUGUCGUUCUGCCCCCUGCCCAGUGCCUUCCAGCCCCGGCCAGGAACUCUGUGGCAACAACAACGUUACCUAUAUCUCCUCGUGUCACCUGCGCCAGGCCACCUGCUUCCUGGGUCGCUCCAUUGGAGUUCGCCACCCGGGUGUCUGCACAGGUGCCCCCAAAGUACCACCAGAGGAGGAAGAGAACUUCCUGUGAGCUGCAGCAGCUGGGCCUGGUAUUUGAGGCCGUUCCAAUUUUAUUUAUUGUCACAGAAAAGAUUCUAAUUUAUGUCACGUGGACAUUCCCCAAACCUGGCCUGAAAGCACUUGGGGUCCCCUAGGAUCCUGAGCAUGUAACACAAGGACUGAAGGGAGGUUUUGUAAGAGUUGGUAUGUGCCAUCACCAGGGACUAGGACCAAGUUAGGAUCCCAAGGAGGGCAGCUUCAUGGAGACUCCUACUUCAUCUCUCUGCCUGC
Arvicola amphibius (Eurasian water vole) is the source of this 1361-nucleotide messenger RNA. RefSeq names its product follistatin like 3 (gene Fstl3). The record is from RefSeq and is a predicted model, not a curated record. Bases 421 to 1101 code for a protein of 226 amino acids. Gene Ontology annotation, molecular function: activin binding; protein binding. Gene Ontology annotation, biological process: cell differentiation; regulation of BMP signaling pathway; negative regulation of activin receptor signaling pathway. The transcript has 6 exons. NCBI's taxonomy places the organism in Eukaryota, Metazoa, Chordata, Mammalia, Rodentia, Cricetidae.